UUGUCGUUGCUCAUGAUUCCUUCGUCUAUCGUCCUAUGUGUCUAGUUACGCGUCUCUACAUUCUGAAUGACGGCAUGAAGGAUCACGAGCCAUGGUUGUUACCCUUUUUCGAAAGAUAUGGACGAAUCCGUCGUGAGCAGUUGUCAGGUUAAGACCACUCGUCGUUGCCUGAGAAGUCGUUCUGGAAAGUAUAUAACCACUUAGGGAUCACAUGUUUAUCCCAAUGUUUCUUGUGCACCAUCAACUUGUAUUCAACUCACCACUCAACACUUGCUUUGAAAUACACCGCACCAGUUCAGACCAACCGACAACAUGUUCAUUUCCUCACCCAGCUCUCACCAUAACACAUCUUUCGAGCCUAUGGAUGCUUUCCCAAAGAUACCUGUCAAACAACGUCAACUCUAUUACAACCGUUCAUCAUACAAGGAUUCAUCAGAUAUCAUGAAGCAGCCAGUUUGCUUCCCUAACCCACCACGACCACCAACACCUGGACCUCCACGACCCGACCCGCCAAUGCCACCUAAUCCCCCGACACCAACCCCGCCACCUAGUCCUCAGCAACUUCUAUCCUGCAGUAUUGGCCGACAGUCAUCUAUUCUCGCCUCCGAAGCUGAGCCUAUUCGAUGUCCUUAUCCUAACCCACCCCCAAGCCCAGGUCCCCGGCGCCCGGGUCCGGUUCGCCCAAGACCGGACGUGCCAACACCGCCCCCGAGCCCUCGUAGAUCUGCCAACCCUUGGAUAUUGUCUACCAUGUCCAGUCUGGUGGACCUUGCUCUGAUGUAUCUCGUGUUAACCACGUGGAAUGCAGAUGGAGUCACCGAGGAUGCAGGGCUCGCAUCAGAGGUUGAUGUAUGCUCUGAGCGGCACAGCAAGAGUAAUCAUGGCCCGGAACUCACUGAAGUUCCUCCUGUCAUCAAGGUGCACUAGAGACUCCACGUGUUUAGCGUCGCAUCGCAAUCUUCACAUGCAAGGCAGACAUAUACACAACAAGGACUCAGGGGUGGCAGUGGUUACUAAUACAUUCACGACAGCGCUCAGCGAAGACGGCCUGAUUGUCCCAAACACCAUCAUCCCUCUGGCGCUUAGCUAGGAAGCUCAAAAACUCCAUUAGCGAUUGGGAGCAUCAUACUACUCCCUUGACAUUAUUGACGGCCUUUAAGGGUGUCUGUCUGAGUGCGACCCUGGUCGGUAGGGCUGACUGUUAAACCCUGCGCCUUCGCCGAUUGGAUGGUCCCCUUCGGAAGGAGCUUUAGGAAGGAAUUCCCGGGGAUAAUCAGCCUACCAAGGCCCAAUUCCAACAACCUUAUUCGUCACAACCAUUAUUUCAAUUCAACAACACACCGAUGCAAGGCGGAGCCUUCACCUUGAGCUGCUUUCUCUGUUUUCUCAUUCGCUGUUUCGUCUCAGUUUUCAAUUUCCUUUGACUUUCUCGAUUCGGAAGUCGUUAUCUCCCAUUGGCUAAGUAGCAUCCUUUCUUUUCUUAUU
Xylaria bambusicola is the source of this 1485-nucleotide messenger RNA. RefSeq lists its product as uncharacterized. The transcript has a single exon. The record is from RefSeq and is a predicted model, not a curated record. Lineage: Eukaryota; Fungi; Ascomycota; Sordariomycetes; Xylariales; Xylariaceae. The coding region runs from base 313 to 927 and encodes 204 amino acids.